Molecule: messenger RNA, 955 nt
Organism: Oncorhynchus gorbuscha (pink salmon)
Lineage: Eukaryota; Metazoa; Chordata; Actinopteri; Salmoniformes; Salmonidae
Product: transmembrane protein 192-like
Exons: 6
Coding region: 143-823 (226 amino acids)
Cellular component (GO): lysosomal membrane; late endosome
Source: RefSeq, a predicted model, not a curated record
CAGAGAAACACCGCUGUCACAUGGGAAGCAGAGUAUGAGGCUAUCCGCUAAAACAGACGCUUUUUAAAUGAACAUUUCUGUGUGUAUCUAGCUUUAAUAAAGCUUUCUCUUGAAGAGUUAACCUGUGCGACUUCAACACACCAUGGAAUCGGAAGGGAUGUCGCACCGUGCAGUCAGUUCAUCAGUAGAUGUGUCUCAGAGUGUUGAGGAGGACCCUUUAGUGGACGGACCGCUGAUCUCCCAUGAUGCCCUGCAGUCUGCUAUCAGGAGAGAAUUCACGACUCUCCCCACACACUGUCCUGCUGUCCUGCUGUUGCUGCUGCAGGUGGUGUAUGUGUCUCUGAGUGUGUGUGUUGCCAUAGUGUGUGUGUUGGAGGUUGGCCGGGAGGAGUGUGUCCGUGUGUUGGGUAAUGUUCGGGGGCAGAGUGUGGUGGUGAUUGGGAAGGUGUUUGUGUGGCUGUGUGUGUUGUUGUUUGGUGUGUGUGUUCAGCAUCACCACAGCCGAGUGAGGAGCAGAGGAUACCUGCGUUUCUACAGAGACAACCGCACCCUGAAACACCUGCCCUUCCUCAUCCACUCUGCAGGGAACACGGCGGUGUUGGUGGUCAUGUCAGCUGGUCUGCCAGAGGUGGAUCAUCUUCCUGUUUAUCUGCUGCUAGGGAUUCUGGGACUGGAGCUCCUGGUCUCUCUGCCUUGUCUGAUCAUCUACACAGUCAGGGUGGUGAGGUUCAACAGAGACAGAGCUGGUCCAGAUAUCAGUCAGGAGGAACCAUCUACCUCCUACAACACUACUGAGACUGGCUUCAGGUAUAUAUACACCUAACCCUGGACUGGCUUCAGAGAGGGCUCCAGUCUGGAGGAGGUAGUGGAGAAACAAGCUGAUCUCAUCGACUACCUGAAGCAACACAACACCUUACUGAGCAAGAGACUGCUCAACAUGACUGUUCAGCACUGA